Molecule: messenger RNA, 2019 nt
Organism: Eremothecium sinecaudum
Lineage: Eukaryota; Fungi; Ascomycota; Saccharomycetes; Saccharomycetales; Saccharomycetaceae
Gene: NOP9
Product: RNA-binding RNA processing protein NOP9
Exons: 1
Coding region: 1-2019 (672 amino acids)
Biological process (GO): endonucleolytic cleavage in ITS1 to separate SSU-rRNA from 5.8S rRNA and LSU-rRNA from tricistronic rRNA transcript (SSU-rRNA, 5.8S rRNA, LSU-rRNA); ribosomal small subunit export from nucleus; endonucleolytic cleavage in 5'-ETS of tricistronic rRNA transcript (SSU-rRNA, 5.8S rRNA, LSU-rRNA)
Cellular component (GO): nucleolus; preribosome, small subunit precursor; 90S preribosome
Molecular function (GO): RNA binding
Source: RefSeq, a predicted model, not a curated record
AUGGCUAAGCAGAGAGGAAGAAACCUAUUGAAAAAGCAGCAAAAAAAUGAAUUUGCACCUUCAACAGAUGGUAACCAUCAUGACGACAUUAGUUUGAAUGCUGAAGUGAGUUCUAAGGAAAGAACCGGUGAGCCCAAUAUGUUUUUUGGUACACUAGAUGUACAGGAAUUGGAAUACUUUAAGCAAGCUGAAUCUACCUUAGCGGUUGAUACUUUUGAAUCUGAGGAAGAUAAGGUGAAUUUUAUAAGUACUGUUAUAGAAGAAAGUAAAGGUAAGGAAUUGAAGUUAGCAACAUCUCAAAUUUGCUCCAAGCUAAUGGAACGUAUUAUAUUGGAAACCGACGACCGCCAGGUGAAGGAAAUAUUUCAAAAAUUUAAUGGAUUUUUCUUUAAUAUAUCUUGUCAUAAGUACGCUUCCCAUGUGUUGGAAACUUUACUGGUUAGGAGCGCUGCUUUGGUUGAACGGGAACUAUUAACACCAACAUUUGAUGACACAUUGGUAGCUGAUAAUGAUGGGGUGUUUACAUCAAUGGAAAACUUAUUUUUGUUCAUGGUUAAUGAAUUAAAGCCGAACCUAAGGAUGAUGAUUACCCAUCAGUAUGCAUCUCAUGUUCUGAGACUUUUAAUUUUAAUUCUAUCUUCUAAGAAGUUGCCCAGUAGUACUCAAAAUAACUCGACUUUACGUUCUAAGAAAUCGAAAAUUGCUCGUAAGAUGGUCGAUUUGAAAGAUAGCGACGAUUUCAACAAGGUAUUCAGGACUCCAGAUUCUUUCAAAAGCGAGUUAAAAACUCUACUCUCUACACUAUACAAAGAACUGACCAACGGUGUUGAAAUCGGACUGGAAAAUCGGUGUAACAUCAGUCCAUCAUGUAUCACUAAGGUAAGAGAACAAUGCAUCGACAAGGUUGCUUCACCAGUAUAUCAAUUGAUAAUUCAGGUAGAGGGAAUCUUUGACAGAGAUCGUUCAUUCUGGCAUCUAGUGUUUUCCAAUACAGAAGAGAAGGAUCCAAAGGAGGAAUCAUUUGUCGAGUAUUUGCUGUCGGACUCUGUGGGUUCACAUUUUCUACAAACAGUUAUAGGGUUCAGCAGGGUAAAAUACGUUGAAAGGCUGUAUAGAUUAUAUAUGCAAGACAGAAUUGUCAAACUUGCAAAAAGAGAAACUACCGGUGCCUAUGUUGUCCAAUCACUACUAAAAACCCUGCAUCAAAAUGAAGUGCGGAAAGUUAUAAAUGAUUUGGUUCCUGAACUGUCCAUCUUAUUGAACUCAAAUAUUGACUUUGCAACAGAGAUUAUAGAUGCAUCAAUUAGCCAGGGCAACUAUAAAAAGAAUGAAAUCAUUGAACAGUUAAUUGAAAAGUACUAUCCGGAUAAUGUGGAAGACAGGAACAUAUUAGAAAGUUGUCUACAAUUAAGUUCUUCCACAUUAGGGAAUACGAGAGAUGACUGGCCAACUGCUACAGAGAGGAGAAAGGCCCUAUUUUUGGAACGUCUCAUUGAUCUUGACGACAAGUUCCUAAACAUAACCAUCGAUUCACUCUUAGCCUUGCCAGAGGAACGUAUGUUACAAAUGUGCUACCAUGGUGUAUUCUCACAUGUUGUCGAGCGUGUACUUCAGGUCGGUAGAGUUGAAACCGUAAAGAGAAAAUUACUAUUAAACAUCUUUUGCAAAGACAUUGUUAACAUGGCUUGUAAUGCUUAUGGUUCACACAUUAUGGAUAAACUUUGGGAAUUUACUUGUAGUCUAACCUUAUACAAGGAACGUAUUGCUUCUGCGUUAACUUCGGAGUCUACUAAGGUUAAGAACAGUGUAUACGGCAGACAAGUCUGGAAAAACUGGCACCUAGAACAAUACAAUAGAAAGAUGUAUGAGUGGAGAAAGAUCUUGAAAGAUCAGGAGGCUGACUUGCUCCCUAAUGUGAAGAAGUUACAAGCUCCACAGAAGGCUGACCUGAAUAAUAAACGUGCAUUUGUGAGUUCUAAAGAAGAUCGUACCUCAAAGAAGAGAAACAUUAACGGCUAA